Cuscuta campestris is the source of this 706-nucleotide messenger RNA. The record is from the annotation of a GenBank genome assembly. Lineage: Eukaryota; Viridiplantae; Streptophyta; Magnoliopsida; Solanales; Convolvulaceae.
ACCGGUGGUGGCGGAGAUUUGUAAUGGUAAUGGUGCUUUGGCGGCGGCGGCGGAGAUUUGUAAAGGUAUGGCGGUGGAGGGGAAUGAACCGGAGGUGGCGGAGAAUUGUAGUGGUAAGGCGGUGGUGGGGAAUGAACCGGUGGGGGAGGGGACUUGUACUUAUAGGGAGGAGGUGGAGAGUGAACUGGGGGCGGCGGGGACUUGUACUGAUAGUGGUGGUGGUGUGGCGGUGGAGGGUGAGGUUUCACCGGAGUGGGCGGCGGCGGAGAUUUAUACAAGUAGUGGUGCGGGGGCGGCGGAGGAGAGUGGUAGGCAUAAUGAUCGAUUUCCGACGCGAAAGAGAGAGAAAGGAGAGAAAGAAGGAGUAGAUGGAAAAAGACCAUUUUAGGCUCCUUUAGUUUUGUGCCCAUUUUUAUGUGUUUGGCUUAAUCCUCCCUCCUUCCUUCCCAAACGCCCCCUUUUAUAGCCUCCAAAAAUUUAACCCCCACCGUCUCCAUUGACGACGACUUAUUUUCAUAUUUUAACCUCUAAAUAUUACUCACCAAAUAUGAUUCUAGAAUUUGUACUACUUAACCAGCUAACCCUAUUGUUUAAAAUAUACCGAGUAGCUUUUUUCAAUGUCAAACUCCAAAAAUCCUUUGAGUGGUAACUUAAAAAAAAUGGAUUUAUCUCAAUUUUUUAUAGCCAAUAAAUUAUGCAAAUACAG